Messenger RNA from Exophiala xenobiotica, 2366 nucleotides. RefSeq lists its product as uncharacterized. The coding region runs from base 104 to 2209 and encodes 701 amino acids. The record is from RefSeq and is a predicted model, not a curated record. The transcript is spliced from 3 exons. NCBI's taxonomy places the organism in Eukaryota, Fungi, Ascomycota, Eurotiomycetes, Chaetothyriales, Herpotrichiellaceae.
CACCUUAGUGUCGUGCCGCGACACACCUGCAAACAGCAAUCAUAAACCACAGAUCAUAUAAACAAUUGCAUUCAUCUGAGAGACAUGGUCCCGUCGUAUAAGCAUGGCUUCAAACAACAGACAGGAUCGGGCGCUUAUGCGCCAGCGAGGCGCUGGGGCUCGAAAUGUCGCAAAGGCUGAUUUUGGACUCGACUUUGGCUUUAACAAUGCUAGGCAAGAGCGACAGCAGAUGCGACAAAGAGGAGCCGCGUCUCGCCAAAUCGAAAGCGCAGACUUCGGACUGUCUUUUCCCAGCUCAGCUCGAUCGAGACGCUCAAUUACGAGAACGCCUCAGCAACGGAGGCCAACUUCCAGCCGCACCUCCAGGACGCCCGCCAGAAGGAGUGGUGAACCUUCCACAGCACGGUCAAUCAGGCAGACGUCUGUCAGACCGGAAGAACAGCACGAGACCGCGAGCGAGCAGAGUGGGCGCUCGACCAAGAGGAGGCGACUGUCACAUACAGCAGAAACACCCAGCCAAGAGGUCGGGUUUGCAACACCGACGUUGAGAUCCACACGCUCAGCGACACGGAGGAAACCUCGUAGCAGUAUAUUUACGAUUGCGGAAGAUGGAGAAGCACAGGAAUCUCAGCAGAUUCAGACCGAAGGACUCGUCACACCCAGACUACUGGAUGAUUCGCCACUCUUCGUCCAGCAAGACAGCUUCGGCAAGGAGAACAGUGCGCCAGGCAAUGCGAGUCCUGCAAAGGCACAGGACACGAACGACACGAGAAGUACCCGCAGAAGGACAAGGUCGUCUCUACUACUGGAAGAGGAAGCGCAUAUUGCACGUAUUGCGGCCGAUGGAGAUGGCGGAGAUAGUGCUAGCAUUGACCGUGCUGAGCAAGCCGUGCGAAGUAUUGAGGCUCCUGAAGGCGCCGCCCUUGUCGAGCAUGCUGAGAAUGACGCCGGUCCUAAGGCUGCCAAACAAGGAGACAGCGGGUUCGGCGGGCCCGCAGAGACCAACCUCGAUUUGGAAGAAAUCUUGGAUGCCAGUACUGGACAGGAACGUUCAAGGAAGCUUAGCAACGCAAGAAAGUCAACCCAAGGGUCAUUUCGAGAAGUCUCAGAAGACGCCAUCAAUGAUUUUGUGCUCCACCCGAAAAAGACCAGACGGAAACGAAAGUCUGUCAAUCUGGGUCGCAAGAAGAGGCGCUCGUCAACCAGCGAGCGUGCCAAUACACGAGAGCGAAGCCUUGCUACUGAUGUGCCGUCAAGAACUCCGUCAUCUGUCCUGCAAUCAGCACCAACGACGUCUGUGGAGCCUGAGGUGGUCGGCAAGCAUCGCCAAAAGAGACUGAGUCUGGCUAGCGGAGAAGCGACUCCAGCUUCGUACCGUAAGCGAUCGCCUCUGGAAACUGAAGAGGAGGAAGAUCAGACUUACGCCCCAGAAAGUUCACCGGAGCCCGAAACGCCUGCCAUUCCAAAGAGAAGCCGCAGAAACGAGAGGCGCCAAAGUGCUCAGGCUGGAGAUGAUAGAGCUUCUCAAAACAAGAAAGCAAAGGCCACGUUCCCCAUUCUGACCCAUAGACUGACCAACGUCGCGAGGUUACCUACAAUUCAUGAAGAAGAGGUCGAAGAACAGUCCGACGACGAACGAGACAGUGCUGUAACCCUAGGAACUGACCGCGGCCGGCCAAAUGCAGUGGAUGUCUUGGCCCAAAUCUGUCGAGAAACAAUAGCGAAUAUGAUCGAACGCAUAACUGCCACAGACCAGCCUUCGGGACGUGCAGCACUGAAGAACAAGCGAAGUGCUCUGGAAGCAUUUGGGCAUGACCUGGAUGACGAGCUGUUUGAAAUGUCCGAGGCCGUGGAAAACCGAAUCGACCUAGAAGCAAGAGUGCGAAAGAGCAAAAGAGAAAAGGCAGCGUUGCAGGCUGAAUGGAUUGAAAUUCGGAAAGAGCGGGAGAGGAUUGCUCUGAGAUGCGACGCCGUACGCAGAAACAAUUGGGAGAACGAGGCGGAGGCCAGGCAGAAAUGGCAACUAAGCGAGGCUGCCAGGCGCGCAGAACUCGAGUGGGACCAAGCAGGGCCCGUGGAACACGAGGGGACAGAAUAUCUGCUUCGCGGCGUCACGGACGAGCUCAGCAGUGCUUCUGCUCAUGGCGGACUUUUGGAAAAGAUCAAGUCUUUCAAUGCGCAUUUAGAAAGUAUGGCGCUAUGUCUGUAAGAGAGAAAUGCUUGGUAGGAUUGGCGUCCUUUGCGUCUGUUGCGCUCUGGGCGAUGUUGGCGAUGGGAUAUUUGGACAGUGUACGCUAUGAUGUGACGACUGUAAUGACAAAGAACACUUCAGGGAGUCUGGCAGAGGAGAAGCGUUGACCCUGCUU